GUACGACGUGAAGGUUUCUUGUGGAUGUGCGUUCUGUAGGAAGGGCAUACUCAGUGUCCAAGUCAUUUGGACGAAGUACUGUCCUCCCUGCACAUAAAUCCAUGUACAUCUGACUCCAAUUUGUUACUACGGAUCACGUCCGGGAGGUUGUUGAAAUAUAAGUAUUCGUUCGAUGGCCCGGGAGUCCCCAAUAUUCAUGCUCCCGAAGACUCUUUCGAUUGUUUGAUAGGAUGUCUGCUACGGAGUCGCUUGCCACAGGUUACGUUGGAAUCGCAGGUUUUACGGUCCUCAUCUGGGACCAUAUUGAUACAUUCACUACCGAGGUGACAUACAUCUGGCUAGGAGAAAAGUCCCUUCGUGUAAACGAUUCGUCCGAUACGAAGGUUCUAUGA
Molecule: messenger RNA, 392 nt
Organism: Marasmius oreades (fairy-ring Marasmius)
Lineage: Eukaryota; Fungi; Basidiomycota; Agaricomycetes; Agaricales; Marasmiaceae
Exons: 6
Coding region: 231-392 (53 amino acids)
Source: RefSeq, a predicted model, not a curated record